AUGGCAGCACGGCAAGGGAUGAACUUGGCUCCUACCAGGGAGAGGGAACAAUUGCCUGUUGAGAGGCCACUUAGCCCUCACUUCAUGAUUUCCUCCUGUUCGAAUAGAGCAGACGUCCCAACGCCAUUCAAUACCCCUCGCACAGAUACUAGACAAGAUUCUCAUAUCCUAAAAGCUUCUUCCAAUAAAGGAGAAGAGAAGCUAGCCCUCAAGGAGGUAACACCUCAUCUCCAUGGUGAUAGAUUAGCCGAUAAGGCUCACCUCCGUGGAGGAGGGCCAAAGAGACGUCGUGGUGGUGCAGCUGGCCGUUCUCGCAAGAAGUCAAAAUCUGACCAAUAUGCGGAUGUUGACCAAUUACUAUCUGACUCCAAGUCACCUAUCUUCAAAGGAAAUGCAAACAUUAAGGCUGUUCUUACCCAUCCAGUGGCAAAGAAAACUAUGGUCGACCAAGGUGAACCAUAUCCUUUCGACCAGAUGACUGCAAAUGAAGUUUCAACUACAGUGGCAGAUUUUAAAUCAGAUGGAACUUGCGGGAGAUUCGAUUCAGACUGGAUGGUACAAGCUAUAGAAGCAUCAAGAAUUCGCGCAUCCGGUGGUUACGAUGCAUAUUUAAACAGUCAAUUCGCAGAGAACUGGGGUGAAGACGACGAGGAAGUCUCGGAUGAGGAGAUGGAAGAUGUCAACGACGAAGCAAAGCGUGAGAAAGUAAAGGAGAAAGAUUAA
Sclerotinia sclerotiorum 1980 UF-70 is the source of this 723-nucleotide messenger RNA. RefSeq lists its product with no specific name. NCBI's taxonomy places the organism in Eukaryota, Fungi, Ascomycota, Leotiomycetes, Helotiales, Sclerotiniaceae. The record is from RefSeq and is a predicted model, not a curated record. The coding region runs from base 1 to 723 and encodes 240 amino acids. The transcript is spliced from 3 exons.